Messenger RNA from Sphaeramia orbicularis (orbiculate cardinalfish), 711 nucleotides. Its product is annotated as coiled-coil domain-containing protein 106-like. Bases 1 to 711 code for a protein of 236 amino acids. The record is from RefSeq and is a predicted model, not a curated record. The transcript has 3 exons. NCBI's taxonomy places the organism in Eukaryota, Metazoa, Chordata, Actinopteri, Kurtiformes, Apogonidae. Gene Ontology annotation, cellular component: nucleoplasm.
AUGGCCCCUACUGCAAAGCUGAUAGACAAAAGAAAAUCCCAGGAGUUGGAGAUGUUUCAGCUGAAGAUGGAGUUGCAACAGGAGAAGAUUGAUGAGCUUAUCAAGGAGAGAGACUAUCUAAAAGAGCAGCUGACUUUAGGCAAGUCUCCCUACACACACCUAAUGUUUGUAUUUGGAUGUAUUUUAACAGCUCUUAAGAAAGAGAAGACAGGUUCUACUGAGGCUAUUGACUGGUCUUCACCCUCCUCUUGUGACAGCCUAGAGGUAGAUUCCUCUGAUGCUAUGUCUGACUCCUCCACUAAUUCAUCCUCAUCAGAUGAGGGCAAGAAGAAGAGGAGGAAGAAGGGGAAAGAGAAAAAGUCUACGUCAAAAAAAAAGGAACCAAAGACACGCAGGAGAGUCCAAAAUCCGUAUCAGGUGGUGUCCCGGAACAAAAAAAUUCUCAGGCUGUUCAGUCGAGGAGGGACCAUGUCUGCUGCUUUCAAGCGUGUUGGGGUGGACCGGAACACAGUUGUUGCCACAGCUCCAAUUGCGGAGCUGUUCAUAGCUGCACCCUGCAAAUAUGAGGAACUCCUUAAAAAACACAAUCCUCAGGUGAAACUCAGUGCAUUUGCUGCCCAGUGUGUCACUUCAAUACAGGAGGAUCCAGGAAUACACACAGUUGAAUCCUACAAGGUUUCUGGAAAGCUGCUUCCCCUGAAACACCGAUAG